GAUUUUGAAGUCAGCACCGACAGUUACAAUGUGACAACCAUUUUCAAGAAUUCUUUUAUUGCACGCUAUGUUAAGAUUACAAAACCAAACUGCAAUGGUGCUUGUGAGAUGGCAUUCCAUGUCCUGGGAUGUGAAUGGUCACCUGUAUGUCUUGAUCAUUUAGAAUUGUCAAACGGAUUAACUGAAGCAAACUGUUAUUACCCAACUUGUGCUGCUGAUGUAGGCAGCAUACGUACUGUCACCGGAAUCACCACAAGGCUUGAUAAUUCGGCUGUACCAUCAUUCAAAAUACGGCAUUCUGUAGAUGGAGAAUCUUACCGUGACCUUAUAGACAGAAGUGGGGUGGUGGUG
This is a messenger RNA of Anneissia japonica, 351 nucleotides long. RefSeq lists its product as uncharacterized. The annotation marks the transcript as partial. The record is from RefSeq and is a predicted model, not a curated record. The transcript has 2 exons. Lineage: Eukaryota; Metazoa; Echinodermata; Crinoidea; Comatulida; Comatulidae.